This is a messenger RNA of Pollicipes pollicipes, 1937 nucleotides long. Its product is annotated as band 7 protein AGAP004871-like. The record is from RefSeq and is a predicted model, not a curated record. Lineage: Eukaryota; Metazoa; Arthropoda; Thecostraca; Pollicipedomorpha; Pollicipedidae. The transcript has a single exon. Gene Ontology annotation, cellular component: plasma membrane. The coding region runs from base 236 to 1132 and encodes 298 amino acids.
CUUGUAGCCACCUCCUCAUCGAACAUCGCCUCAGAUAGCUGUGCGUCACUGAUUGAACUUCACUUGAACAAAGUCCUGACUGCCUGCCUGCGUACUGCGUCAAGUCCCACUCAAAAGCAGUACGAUCAGCAAUGACGACGUGGGCCUCUCCCGCGAGAUAGCGGGCGAUGGGCGUCCGAUACAUGACAAGCGACUUCCCGCUGUCGGCCGCUCAGUGCCGCCACCGCCGCCGACCAUGUCAGCAAAGCAGGCUCACGACAACCCGGCGCUGGAGGAGGGCUCCAGCGCUGGCCUCUCCGGCGAGCGCCGCGACCCGCAGCCGGACUUCGUGAUCGGCGGCGCCGACAGCGACUCGUCCCUCGACUGUUUCUCCGCGCUGAUCAUCGGCCUCUCGUACCUGCUGUUCAUUGUCACGUCGCCGCUGACCGUGUGGAUGUGCAUCAAGAUCGUGCAGGAGUACGAGCGGGCGGUGAUCUUCCGGCUGGGCCGGCUGCGGAGCGGCGGCGCCGUCGGCCCCGGCUGGUUCUUCGUGCUGCCCUGCAUCGACGCGUACUCCAAGGUGGACCUGCGCAGCGUGUCGUUCGACGUGCCACCGCAGGAGAUCCUCACCAAGGACUCGGUCACCGUGGCCGUGGACGCCGUCGUCUACUACCGCGUCUCCAACCCGACCGUGUCCGUGGCCAACGUGGAGGACUACGCGCGCAACACGCGGCUGCUGGCCGCCACCACGCUGCGCAACGCGCUGGGGACGCGCACCCUGUCCGAGAUCCUGUGCGAGCGCGAGGAGAUAUCGACGCACAUGCAGGAGACCCUGGACGAGGCAACCGACCCGUGGGGCGUCAAAGUGGAGCGGGUGGAGAUCAAGGACGUGCGCCUGCCGAUGCAGCUGCAGCGCGCCAUGGCGGCGGAGGCCGAGGCCAGUCGCGAGGCCAAGGCCAAGGUGAUCGCCGCCGAGGGUGAGAUGCGCGCCUCGCGCUCCCUGAAGGAGGCGGCUGACGUCAUCAAUGAGAGUCCAGCCGCGCUGCAGCUGCGGUACCUGCAGACGCUGAACACCAUCUCGGCCGAGAAGAACUCCACCAUCAUCUUCCCGCUACCGGUGGAUAUCCUUGGGUCGGUGAUGAAGAACAAGUAGGAGGCCGACGUGCUGAUCCGCGGCACGAUCCGUGGCACGGCGGCCCCGCCUAUCAGAUGCCUGAUCGGUUGGGAAUGCGCCAUGGAUAUCUUAGCUUCAAACACAAGCAGUCGUGAUCUUUUCUCAAAGACUGGGUAGCACGCGACGAGUAGAACGGUUUCGUGAUCCACACCUUAUGUCCACUUCUUUGAUGUUCCGUAACUUAAGUCUUCGACGGCGCCAAAUGGUAUGCGUUUUCCGUGCAAUCCUGCCCGUGUUUACUUGCUCCGUUGUAUUCAAAUACCCGAUGCACGUUAUUCCGUAGCAUGCGAUUGAGAAGUUGUGGCCUUCCAGACAGUCCGACACUGCGCACGCUGCCGCCCCAGGUAUUGCGUCUUCCCGGGCCGCUGUUUAAACGCCGCCUGCCCAGCCUGUCGCCUGCGCCGGACUGGCAUGCUGUUAUUAUCGUUCAAAAGUUUAUGCUUUGUAGGCUGCGGUGACUGCGGGGUACAAUAUCAUGUGAUCAUGGCGACAUGGAUACAUUCCAACGUGGUAUUUUUCGACAUAAAAGACAAGCUGAUUGCGGAUUGCCUGAAUGAAGUCUGUUUCUGUAUCUGCAUUUGAUAAAGUCCCAAAUGUACUAUUUGACACUAACAAGCCGGCUUGACUUGUCCAAGUUCAGUGACACCAAUUUUCGGUGAUCCAUGAUUUUUACAUGGACUAGUUUAAUACGCAUGGUGAAUUUUCGGAACCAUAGGCGUUUUUUAAUAAAAUAACAUCUGCCUAUUUCUGACAACUUCGGCGGGCGCAGUAGGCUGGGAAUUGG